UUCGCCUCAUUCUGUUGACUCGUUUUUGAGAUGAUGACGGAGGUAGGUGAUGAGUUCCCUGAUCUAUUUCUUCCCUCCGCCAUUCUUUAACAAGUCCAGUCAAUUUUGGUUCUAAUGGCAUCAGAUAUCAGCAUUUCAGCUCCUCUGGAGCUUGCAUGGUUCUCCCGUUUGAUAACCAUGCAGUUUAUGGGAACUGAGAGACCUUGGCUGAAUUUGUAUGGAAAUCGAGUUCGCCCAGUAGCUCCCUUUGGAAGUGCAAGCAGCAAACCUUUUGAUGAUCCUGCCCUUAUUCAUCGUUGUUUGCCAGAUGAGUUACUUUUUGAGGUUUUUUUGCGAAUGAGUCCAUUCAGUUUAGGGAGGGCCGCAUGUGUUUGUCGCAAGUGGAGAUAUACGAUUCACAAUCCAAUUUUAUGGCGUAGAGCAUGCCUGAAAACAUGGCAGCUUUCUGGAGCAUUGACAAAUUACAAAAUGGUGCAAUUCAUGUUUGAGGGUUCAUGGAGAAAGAUGUGGAUUUCCAGACCAAGGAUUAGAAAUGAUGGCCUUUAUGUGAGCAGAAAUACUUAUAUACGUACUGGAGUUGCAGAGUGGAAGGUCACUAAUCCGGUCCAUCUGGUUUGCUACUUCCGCUAUCUCAGAUUUUUCCCAAAUGGCAAGUUCCUUUACAAGAUUUCAUCUCAAAAGGUUAAAGAGGUGGCAAAAAUCAUGAUUCGUGCAUCGAAAGCUGAGUGUGUCUUCCAAGGUGAAAGUACACUUUCUGAUGAUCAGAUUAAUGCAGUUCUCGUGUAUUCAGGCUCUCGUCGAACUCUUCUUAGAAUGCGCUUAAGGAUUAGGGGAACCACAAUAGGUGCGAACAACCGGCUCGAUAUGUUGAGACUUGUUACGACUGGCCUGAAUGAGUCCGAAAUAAGUGAUGAUGGUGAUGACAUUUUAGGACUAGUUGAAGGGUGGCAGGAAGAUGAGACACAUAACCCUGAUGUGCCUGCUAUUUCGCAUAGGAGCGGCUUGUCACCCUUUGUUUUUGUUCCAUUUGAGGAGGUGGAAACGUCAGUCUUGAACCUUCCUGUGGACAAGAUGGACUACUUCGUUCCAGGCUGAAGUUUUUCAACUACUCCCCACUUAUUGUAUAUGUACAGCUUAUGUUUAAUAUUGUGUCAAGGACUUGUGUUUUUUGCUUCUGUGAUUUUUUUAUCUCUUUUUUGGACUGAAUGCUUGCUAUAUUUUAAGAAGCACAAGAUGGGUUGUGCUUUUUGUAAGUUUUCUUUAUGUUAUUUUAUAAUUUGUAAAUAGUUGUUAUGGCAGUAAA
This is a messenger RNA of Phalaenopsis equestris, 1303 nucleotides long. Its product is annotated as F-box protein 7. The transcript is spliced from 11 exons. The record is from RefSeq and is a predicted model, not a curated record. Gene Ontology annotation, molecular function: protein binding. NCBI's taxonomy places the organism in Eukaryota, Viridiplantae, Streptophyta, Magnoliopsida, Asparagales, Orchidaceae. Bases 115 to 1095 code for a protein of 326 amino acids. Gene Ontology annotation, biological process: SCF-dependent proteasomal ubiquitin-dependent protein catabolic process. Gene Ontology annotation, cellular component: SCF ubiquitin ligase complex.